This is a messenger RNA of Cuscuta europaea, 1345 nucleotides long. NCBI's taxonomy places the organism in Eukaryota, Viridiplantae, Streptophyta, Magnoliopsida, Solanales, Convolvulaceae. The record is from the annotation of a GenBank genome assembly.
GAUUAACAUUGGCUCGGAAUUUGAUCCAAAUCCAAUAAAAUCGGAUUCACCAUGCAAAUGAGUCAUUUGGAACCAAAAAAAUCUCCAAAAAACAAGAAGCAAAAUCAAAUGAAUCCCAAAAGAGGAGAAAAUGGAUUAUAGGGUGGUCUCAUUCUUAUCAAGAUCCUCCACGCCCUCCCUUCCUCUCCCCUUAUUAUGGGUUCUCACUUUGAGCGUCGCGGCGGUGAUCUACGUGGCGGAGGCGACGGCGCCGUUCAACCUCUCCACCAUCACGUACGGCGAAGGGUUUUCCACACUUUUCAGCGAGUUCAAUAUCGAACGGUCCCAAGACGACAAGAUCGCACGCCUCAUCCUCAACCGUUUAUCUGGAUCGGGUAUAAUUUCGACAGAAUAUUACAGUCACGGAUUUUUUAGUGCUGGCAUUAAAUUGCCAUCAGAAUGCACCGCCGGGAUCGUUGUUGCAUUUUAUACAUCAAAUGUGGACACGUUUGAGAAGAAUCAUGAUGAGUUAGACAUUGAAUUUUUGGGGAAUAUAAGAGGGAAACCGUGGAGGUUUCAAACUAAUAUGUAUGGCAAUGGCAGUGUGUCGCGAGGCAGGGAAGAGAGGUAUCGCCUCUGGUUCGAUCCAACCAAGGACGUCCAUCAUUACACUAUUCUUUGGACUCCCAUCAAUAUCAUUUUCUACGUGGACGAGAUCCCAAUUAGGGAAGUAAGGCGUCACACCACAAUGGGCGGCGACUACCCAUCAAAACCCAUGUCUUUAUACGUGACCAUAUGGGACGCCUCCACAUGGGCCACCAACGGCGGCCGGAACAAGGUGGACUACAAAUACGAGCCCUUUGUGGCGGAGUUCCGUGACCUCGUUCUUGAUGGUUGCGUCGUCGAUCCCAUAGAGCAAAUCCCGUCGACCAACUGCACUCUCCGCCACGCCGCCCUCAUGGCGCAGCCCUUCGCCACCCUCACCGCCCACCAGCACCACUCCAUGAAAUGGUUUCGGGAAAAGUACAUGUACUACUCCUAUUGCUACGACGUCGUUAGGUACGCCGUGCCUCCGCCGGAGUGCGUCAUCGUGCAGUCCGAGAGGGACUUGUUUAAGUCUAGCGGUAGGCUGAGAGAGAAGAUGAAGUUCCACGGUAGCCACCGGAAGGCCGCUCACCGGAGCCCGAGGCGACGGGGUCGAGUUCCCGGAAGUGGCCAGCAGCUGGUAACGGAGAUGUAGCUUUACCAUAUAGACAAAUUUCUCAUAUAGAUAUUGUAUACUUCUCAUAUAGAUAUUGUAUACCAUUUAGAGAUUUUUCUCAUGUAGUAUAUAGAUAUAUAUUCUUGCCGUUUCAAAUUGAGUUCC